AUGGCGAAGGUCGAGAAGGUGGAAAACGUCGACGAGGCCGACUAUAGUAUCAAACCUGAAAAUGUCACACCCGCCAUUCCUACCAAUGAAUGGCCUCUUCUCCUCAAAAACUACGAUCAAUUACUCGUAAGAACAGGUCACUUCACGCCCAUACCCUGUGGCUGCACCCCAUUGAAACGCGAUCUCAAAUCCUACAUUUCCUCGGGCGUCAUCAAUCUCGACAAACCCUCCAACCCUUCCAGUCACGAAGUUGUUGCAUGGGUCAAGCGGAUACUUCGGGUUGAGAAGACGGGUCACAGUGGUACACUUGACCCCAAAGUCACAGGGUGUCUUAUUGUUUGCAUAGACCGCGCCACGCGGCUGGUCAAAUCACAACAAGGUGCUGGAAAGGAAUACGUCUGCGUUAUUCGAUUGCACGACAAAUUACCUGGAGGGGAAGCUCAAUUUGCCCGAGCUCUUGAGACCUUGACAGGUGCCCUUUUCCAACGACCCCCUUUGAUCUCCGCCGUCAAGAGACAACUACGUAUCCGAACCAUCCACGAAAGCAAGCUGUACGAAUUCGACAACGAUCGGCAUCUGGGGGUGUUUUGGGUGAGCUGUGAAGCCGGAACCUACAUCAGAACUCUCUGCGUACAUCUUGGACUACUUCUGGGAGUUGGUGCUCACAUGCAGGAAUUGCGAAGAGUACGGAGUGGAUCAAUGGACGAAACGGAUGGCAUGGUCACAUUACACGACGUCCUGGAUGCGCAGUGGAUGAUGGACAACAACCGAGACGAGUCAUAUCUACGGAAGGUCAUUUCGCCGCUUGAAAGCCUCCUGACCACGUAUAAGAGAAUCGUCGUCAAGGACAGUGCGGUCAAUGCCGUAUGCUAUGGGGCCAAGCUGAUGAUUCCCGGUCUGCUUCGAUUCGAAGCCGGCAUCGAAGUCCAUGAAGAAGUUGUCCUGAUGACCACCAAAGGCGAAGCGAUCGCCUUGGGAAUCGCGCAAAUGUCAACAGUCGAAUUGUCUACCUGUGACCAUGGAGUCGUGGCCAAGGUUAAGAGAUGCAUCAUGGAGAGGGAUCUAUACCCUCGAAGAUGGGGCAUGGGUCCUGUAGCAUUGGAGAAGAAGAAAAUGAAGUCUGACGGCAAGCUUGAUAAAUAUGGCCGACCCAACGAAGCCACCCCGGCCAAAUGGACAGCUGAAUACACCGACUACAACGCACCCGCCGACGGCACGACCUCUGCGCCCGUCAAAGAGAAAACCGCACAGUCCGACGCCCUUUCCGCCCCUCCCGUCGCCUCCAACGGUGACACCGCCGAGACCGUGGACCCUGGUGACACCGCAGCUAUACCGGCACCUACAACCAACGGCGCUGCCCCGGCGAAGGUGAAAGGGAAAGAGAAAGAAAAGAAACGCAAGAAACACGAAGGCGAGACACCCGAAGAGCGCGCCGAGAGGAAACGCCGGAAAAAGGAAAAGAAAGAGAAAAAGGAGAAGAGGAAGAGUGCCGCCAGUAAAGCAGAAGAGUCUGAUGAGAGCGAGUAA
Messenger RNA from Rhinocladiella mackenziei CBS 650.93, 1527 nucleotides. RefSeq names its product centromere/microtubule-binding protein cbf5. The coding region runs from base 1 to 1527 and encodes 508 amino acids. The record is from RefSeq and is a predicted model, not a curated record. The transcript is spliced from 3 exons. Gene Ontology annotation, molecular function: pseudouridine synthase activity; RNA binding. Gene Ontology annotation, biological process: mRNA pseudouridine synthesis; rRNA pseudouridine synthesis; box H/ACA sno(s)RNA 3'-end processing. NCBI's taxonomy places the organism in Eukaryota, Fungi, Ascomycota, Eurotiomycetes, Chaetothyriales, Herpotrichiellaceae. Gene Ontology annotation, cellular component: box H/ACA snoRNP complex.